GAGCUUAAACCGGAUUCGUUAGGCCCGAAUCCAAUUGUGUUCCCUAAUCCGAGCUUUGCCGGCAGGAAACUCCUGCCUAUCUAUUUAUGCAUACGGCAACGCGAAACGAGACGAGGGCUAGGGUUUAUAUUUUUGAAGCCGCUCGCUGCUAAGCCUCUCUCCUUCUCCAAGCUCAGAAGACCCUUGGCGCCGCAGCACAACUCCGUUCAGCAGCCAUGGGGAAGACACGUGGAAUGGGAGCUGCUCGCAAGUUGAAGACCCACCGCAGGAGGCAAAGGUGGGCUGACAAGGCUUACAAGAAGUCUAACUUGGGUAAUGAGUGGAAGAAGCCUUUCGCUGGUUCUUCCCAUGCCAAGGGCAUUGUCCUGGAAAAGAUUGGCAUUGAAGCCAAACAGCCAAAUUCUGCUAUCCGUAAGUGUGCCAGAGUGCAGCUCAUUAAGAAUGGAAAGAAGAUUGCUGCCUUUGUUCCUAAUGAUGGUUGCUUGAACUACAUUGAGGAGAAUGAUGAAGUACUCAUCGCUGGAUUCGGGCGUAAGGGUCAUGCCGUGGGAGAUAUUCCUGGAGUCCGUUUCAAGGUUGUGAAGGUCUCUGGUGUUUCCCUUUUGGCUCUCUUCAAGGAGAAGAAGGAGAAACCGAGGUCUUAAAUUAUAUAUGGAGAGAUGUAGCUGUUUACUAAAGUUUUGGUUUUAGUGUUUCAGAUACAACUCUGGGGUGGUGUGGUUUUUGUCCGAGUGAAUCUUGCUAAGCCAAGUUUUGGUUAUUGUAUGGUGGAACCUUCAAUUUUUGCAGUCCUGUAUGUUGCAGUCUUAACAUUCUUUGCUCGAGGUCUGUCGGUAGAUUUUAAUUUUAU
This is a messenger RNA of Linum tenue, 850 nucleotides long. The record is from the annotation of a GenBank genome assembly. Lineage: Eukaryota; Viridiplantae; Streptophyta; Magnoliopsida; Malpighiales; Linaceae.